Messenger RNA from Schistocerca nitens (vagrant locust), 2490 nucleotides. Its product is annotated as UDP-glucosyltransferase 2-like. NCBI's taxonomy places the organism in Eukaryota, Metazoa, Arthropoda, Insecta, Orthoptera, Acrididae. The transcript has 7 exons. Gene Ontology annotation, molecular function: UDP-glycosyltransferase activity. The coding region runs from base 67 to 1614 and encodes 515 amino acids. The record is from RefSeq and is a predicted model, not a curated record.
CCGCGAGGGGUACGGCGAAAGUCGUCACUUCUGCUGUUCCACACACGUCAUCGCAGAGCGCAAACAAUGGCACCGUUCGGAGCUGUCCUUCUCGCAAUCCUGGCACUCGCUGGUGGUUCGUCUGCCGCGAAGAUUUUGGUUAUUUCGCCGACCGCUUCGUUCAGCCACCAGUUGCCGUUUCACAUCGUGACCAAAGCACUCCUCGAAAGAGGACACCGCGUCACUUUGAUGACAACAGACUCUCCAAAGAUAAAUCAUGAAAACUACACAGAAGUGGACCUGUCAAUCUCUUACAAGCAUAUGCGCGGUGACUACGAUUUUGUGAAGAUGUCCCAAGAACCACCAACGGAGACGGUCAAAAUGUUGCGUGACUUUCCAAGAGCUUCAAUAGAACUGCAGAUGAGUGAUCCACAAGUUCAAAAAUUCGUAACUUCCGGUGAGAAGUUCGACCUGGUGAUUUUCGAGCGCCUCGGCUACCUGGCGUACUACGGCCUGAUCCAGAGGGUGGGCGCGCCGCCCGCGGUGGCUUUCAUCACGCUGUCGCCGCCGUCGUCCAUCUAUCACGGCUUCGGGAACCCGAUGAACCCCGCCUACAUGCCCGACAUGUGGCUCGGCUACUCGGACCACAUGGACUUCUGGCAGCGCCUCUACAACACCUACUUCUACUUGAGGCUGAUGUACAUGUGGUUCUACGACCUGAUGCCCGCUCAAGAGCAGCUGAUGCACAAGUACUUCGGGUCCGAUCUUCCGCCUAUCUACGAGAUGGAAAGGAACUUCAGCCUCUUAAUCAUUAACAACCACUUCUGCAUGGAGUAUCCCCGGCCACAUCUUCCAAAUAUCAUCGAGCUGACCGGCAUACACGUCGCGACUGAGCAGAAGCCACUGCCAAAGGACGUGAAGAAAUUCCUGGACGAAGCAGAGCAUGGAGUGAUCUACUUCAGUCUGGGCUCUAAUGUGCGCAGCAACUCGCUGCCAGACUGGAAGCGACAGGCAUUUGUGGAGGCAUUCCGCGAGCUGCCACAGCGUGUGCUCUGGAAGUGGGAGAGUGACACCCUGCCCGAGCAGCCAGCCAACCUCAUGGUCAGCAAGUGGCUGCCCCAGCAGGACAUUCUGGCCCACCCUAAGGUGCGGAUGUUCAUCAGCCAGGGCGGCCUGCAGAGCCUCAACGAGGCGGCGUACCACGCCGUGCCGCUGCUGGUGGUGCCCUUCUUCUCCGACCAGGCCCACAACGCCGCCAAGGUGCAGCAGGCCCAGGUGGGGCUCUGGCUGGAGUACGCCGACGUCACCAAGGACGCUCUGCUGCGCGACCUCAGGGCUAUACUGCAGGACAGCAAGUACAAGGAGAACAUGAAUCGGCUGUCUGCGGUGUUCAGGGAGCACAAGGCGGACUCGGUGGAGCGCGCCGUGUGGUGGCUGGAGUACGUGCUGCGCCACAAGGGAGCGCCACACCUGCGCAGCGCCGCCCUGGACCUCCCCUGGUGGCAGCUGCUGCUGCUCGACGUCGUCGCCUUCGUGCUGGCGGUUGCAGCAGCCGCCGCCGCCGCCGUCUACCUACUGGCGAGGCGUCUCUUCAGCGGGCUCAGCGCCUGGAGGGUCAAAACCAAAGUCGCCUGAACGCCAGCGUCUCCAGAACUGUGUCAUUUGUCCCGUACUAGCUGCAAAGUGGUGUCACAGUGGAGCUUUCUCAUAAUCCGUCUGCUCCGCACGCCUCCUCGUAUAUUCUUUUCAACGUUGAUGGGGUUCCUUUCCCGUCACCAAUCCAAAAAAAUACUGCAUAUCGUCGUUGUUGACAACUAAAUUACCAGUAGUCAGGAGAUGUCCCGUGAGUCUCGUCCAGAGCAUUGCAGUUUGUGGCUGACUUUAAUGCAAAACUUCGCUAAUGAUAAUCCCAAAUUGCAUUCGUAGUUCAAAUCCGUAAGAGAAUAUUCUGCAUCAGUGUGUCACGUCUCAAAGCCAGUCCUACACAGCUGUAGCCUGUAUCCCUGGGCAGGAUGACAGAGCCGACUUGUAAUCUGAGACAUUCGGGCUGCCGAGUACCGCACGCGUUGGCUACAUUUCAUGUGAGCGAUCGCUGCCCCACUUUGUUCUGCCAGCUGUCCGACGAGUACAGUAGGGCGCAACAAUAACUAUAUUUGUUUUGCAAAGUACGCCCGUCGACACACACAAAUAUUUGCUCACUUAGCUGAAAAGUUGUUAUCCUUUUAAUAGUUUAGCCGAAGACAGUCUGAAAGAAACCAGUGGGUGUAAACGAACAAAUUGAACAUCGCUUGUAGAUUGCUUUCCACCGGGAGGAAUACCAUGUAAUCUGCAUAUACCUAGGAUUGGCGACAGGCACGACCUGUUAAAAGAAACGACGUCAAAAUACACAGCUACCAAAUACAUACAGCCUAAAGUGGCAAAAAGAAGUGCUUGAGAAACACAUGUCUCGAAUUUGUGUAUGUAUUACUUCCAGUCAUGCGUUAUUACACAAAAAUAAAAGAAAUAAACGCA